UUGGAAACUGUUUUUAUGCGCAUCAAAACAAACUGGGAUUUUUGAUUUUGUAGUGAUAUGAGUUUUUCAUUUUCUUUUAUAGUUUUAAAAGUUUAAAAUGGAGGAUACCAUAAAGAAGAUAUCUGAUCAUGUUGAAAAAGAAAUUGAUAAGAAAGAUGACCAUCAUUCUGGUCGCAAGUCACCUCCACCUCUCACUAAGAUUCCAAGUGUAAAAAUACGCUGUGAGGCAGAUGAAAAUUACCAAAAAAUAGCAGAGACCAUCAUACAAAAUUUCAAGGAAACUGGAAGGGAGAUUUCAGCACCGUAUGAAGUGCCUCAUUUUCCAAUAGAAAAGAAUGAAUCGCGGAAAGCGGUUCAAAGACAGUUAUCUUCCAACAGCUCUAUGAUGAAUGGAGAUAAAAAGGCCCAUUUAAAACUUUUGGAGAAACAGAGCUUUGAUCAGAGUAAGUCUGUAGAUGUGGUUGAUAAAAAGGUUCCAUUGUAUGAAAACAUCUAUGUGCCAGAUUUCCAGAGAGUCACCGUUGGUGGAGAACAUUGUUCUGGGGUUCCUUUAGAAGACCUGAAGCAGGCCUCUUCUAUGUUGCUUCAAGCUCUGAAUUUGAGGCAGAAAUAUAUGAAUUUUGCAAAUCAAUCUUUUCCUGCUCUCACUGCAAGAUUUUUGAAACCGAGGGAUCAGCACUGGGACUCCCAUGUGGCCGAUGCAUCAAAAAGUGAAGAUUUAGAAGGUUACUCAAGGUUUGAACAAGAAUCUAUGAUUAUGAGAGAAUUGCCUAUAACACAACCUCCAACUAUUCGGGAUCCCUGGGAAGCUGACCUACUUGAAGAUAUUCCAUGUGUUUUCCAAGUCAACCUUGGAGUUUAUUAUGGAAUGCAUCGCUAUAACAAAGAAACUGGUGCUAUGGAAUUAAUUCAGUUCCCCUACCCACCAUUUGAUGAAUUUGUCACAGAUCUUCACUUAAUGGGAGCCAUGAUAGCAGAUGGCCCUUUGAAAUCAUUUUGUUAUCGGAGACUAAGCUAUCUCUCUUCAAAAUAUCAGUUGCAUGUGCUGCUGAAUGAAUUGCGUGAAUUAGCUGCUCAGAAAGCUGUGCCCCACAGAGACUUCUAUAAUGCAAGAAAAGUGGAUACUCAUGUGCAUGCAGCUUCUUGCAUGAAUCAGAAGCAUCUUUUGCGGUUCAUCAAAAAGUCCAUGAAGGUCCAUGCUGAUGAUGUGGUUCAAGUUAAAGAUGGGAAAUCUAAGACUCUUAAGAAAGUUUUUGAAGAAUUGAAUAUUAAUAUGUAUGAUUUAAGUGUUGAUAUGCUAGAUGUUCAUGCAGAUAGGAAUACAUUUCAUCGAUUUGAUAAAUUCAAUGCCAAAUACAAUCCAGUAGGUGAAAGUUCCUUGAGAGAGAUAUACUUAAAAACGGACAAUUAUGUAAGAGGGAAAUAUUUUGCAGCCAUUUUGAAGGAAGUGUUUAGUGAUUUGGAGGAGAGUAAAUAUCAGAAUGCAGAACCACGACUCUCAAUAUAUGGUCGUAAGAUAGACGAAUGGGAUCGCUUAGCUGAGUGGGCAGUCAAGCACAACAUGUAUUCAGACAAUGUGCGCUAUCUAAUACAGAUGCCUCGUCUCUAUGAUAUUUUCAGAUCAAAUAACCUCAUACAGAAUUUUCAACAAAUUCUGGAUAAUGUCUUCCUGCCUUUGUUUGAAGUGACAGCCAAGCCUUCUUCUCAUCCAGAACUACACCUUUUUCUGAGAUAUGUAACUGGAUUUGAUUCAGUGGAUGAUGAAUCCAAGCCGGAGAAUCCAUCCUUUGACAAAGACAUAAACCCACCACUGCAGUGGACAGAUAAAGAAAACCCACCGUAUUCUUACUACCUCUACUAUAUGUAUGCAAAUAUCUGUACCCUCAAUCAUUUCAGGAAGUCUCGAGGACUGAAUACAUUUGUACUACGUCCUCACUGUGGUGAAGCUGGGGCUGUUCAGCACUUGAUAACUGGUUUUCUUCUCAGUGAGAACAUAUCCCAUGGCCUGCUUCUUAGGAAGGUUCCAGUAUUGCAGUACCUCUACUAUUUGGCUCAAGUGGGUAUUGCUAUGUCUCCUCUCAGCAAUAAUUCUCUGUUUUUGAACUACCACCGAAAUCCACUACCUGAAUACCUCAGCAGGGGACUUGUUGUUUCCCUUUCUACGGAUGAUCCACUACAGUUCCACUUUACUAGGGAACCCCUUAUUGAGGAAUACAGUAUUGCAGCACAGGUACUGAAACUUAGUAGCUGUGAUAUGUGUGAAUUGAGUCGCAAUAGUGUUCUCAUGAGUGGUUUCCCGGAUAAGUGGAAGAAAUAUUGGUUGGGUCCACAUUAUAUGAAAGAAGGAGUAGCUGGAAAUGACAUACAUAGAACCAAUGUGCCCGAUAUUCGGGUUUCUUACCGUUACGAAACUCUUGUUGAGGAACUCGAGACCAUAUCUUAUCCAAUUUUCAAUCAGUUCUAGUCAAAAACCAUACCUAAGAAAAAUUCUAUAGGUAUUACUAUAAAAAGUAAUUUUUAUAUGUUAUUUUCAUACAUUAUUAGUCAUAUUAAAACUUAUAUUUGGAGUGUUAUUGAAAGUUGUUGUUUUGUGUGAAAAACUGUCUUUAAAAGACAGCAGUGUAUAAUGAUAUGUCAUAGGGCAUUGUUUUUUAUUUUAUUAAGAUUCUGUAUCAUUUCUUUUGUGUCUUAUUUAAACAUGAAUAAACAAUCAACCAUGUGUUUUUAAAAUUUUCCAUAGUUGCUCAUUAGUGCAUUUAAACUUGGAAAAAUAUGCAAGAAACUAUAUUUGAGAAAUAAAUGAGAAUUAUGAUCAGAAAAGUGUUGCAAGCAUGCAGAUUAAUUCUUUUUAGAUUCAUAUCAAAUUUUAAUUUUAAGUCUCUAGUGUCAUAUAUGUUAAUUUAAAUUUCGGGAUAAUUCAUAAGUUUUUAUCUAAAUUUUGGGAAAAAAUUAUUUUAGUUAAUUUAUUUUUGAUCCUUAAAAAUUUUAUUAUUCAUAAUUUCUAAAAAUAAACAUAAAAGUACUCUCGUUUCCACAUUCCUUAUUUUCUGCAAUUAUUUGACUUUUUAAUAAAAUUGUAUUAAAAAAAGCUUGAAAACAAAAUCAUGAUUUUUCUGUCAGUAAAGCAUAACUAAAAACCUAAUCCACACAGUACCUUAAAAUGACCAAAUAAGUUUUGUAUUCAUGUUAAUUUGCUAUGAGAAAAAAUAAUGACAUUCAUUAAGAUUUUUAUAACAUUAGAUGGUCAUUAAAAUGAUAUUGUGUAAACGACUGGAAGAAUGUAUAUUUUGAAAUUAAUAAAUUUAUUUUGCAGUACUUAUUUUCACACAAUGACUUAAAUAAUGCAUUUUGAAAUUUUUAUCAUAUGUGAUGUAUUCUUAAGUAUUAUUGCAAGAGUAUAGAGAGUUUAAAAUACUUAGACUCUGUUUAACUGUGAUGAAUUAUAUUGUAACUACUGUAGCUGUUUAAAUGUAUGCAAAGUAUUUUUGAAGCUUUGAAAAUAUGAAUGUGUAGAAAAGGAACCAUUUAAACAUUUGAGUGUUUCAGAAUACUUAAAAAAAGGGACAAACAACAUUAUUUGAAAUCUUAUUCUAUAGAAUUCUCAAUAUAUAUUUAUAAAUUUUCAAUUACAAUGAAAUAACUUUAAACUAAAUGUGUGAAAUACACAUUUGCUUCUGUGAUAUCUAUUUCUCUAUGGGAUUUUUAUUAAAUUUUAAUAUAUUGAAAUAAAUUAAUGAAAAAGUGCGUCCAUAGAGAGAGAAAGUAUUUUGAAAUCAUUCUGGUAUUUAAGGCUUGAAUAUUUUAGCAUAUAUUUGUUUUAUAAUAUUCUAUAUAUUUAUAAUCUGUAAUUAAUAAAUACAACUUCUUAUUUUAAUUUUAACUGUUAUUUAAUUUGUACUUAGUCAAGUCUUCGUCUCAUUUUUGUAAUGAAACACCUUUUUUGCGUUUUGUGUUUUUAAUAUUUUUAUAAUUAUUUGGCUUGGCUAAUCUUUAGGUGCUGAAGCUUGAAAUAAUGUUUUUAUUUUAAAAUGAAUUCACAUAUUUUGUAAACUUCUUUGAAAAGCAAAGCAUUUUUUUUGUUAAACAUGUUGCAUUUUCUUUACUGAAAAAAAUGUCAUUUUACUAUCUAUAUUCAUUUAUAUUACAAUUUUUAACAUUUAAAAUGAGCUUUAUUAUAAAAUUAAUAAUAAUUUAAUUAAAAAAUAGCAUUUUUAAUGAUGUUAGCUACAGAAUUUCAUGCUUAUAAAUCUUAAUAUUGUUACUGAGAGUUUUUUAAGGUGCCAAAAUCAAACUCAGUGGUAGUGCUAGUCAGUCCAGCUCCAUUUUUUAUUUAUAUUUCAUCAAUAUUUUUGUUUUAACAUUGUAUAUGCUAUUGAAGUAAGGACUAUUUCUUUUUGUUCAUAAUUUAAGUCGUAUAUAUAUAUAUUUAUGUUUUAAGUGUCUUACAAAGCAAUUAACAUUGUUUUUCACUUUUGUUAUUUACAAUUUUUAAUUUGUUGGGUUUUGAUAUUUUAUAAUUUUAAUUUGUUAAUGAUUUAUAAUAGAAAAAAAACUGAUGAAUAUGCUCUUUUAUUGCAUGGUACAUGCAUAAUGUUGAUUCAUAAUUUUUAUUCUAAACUAUCAUUUAACAUUGUUUUCAAUUUUUUGAAAUGGUAGUAAUGUUAAAUUUUAAGGAAGAAAACAAACAGCUGUUGCAUGAUAGCAUAUAUCAUAUUAUGUUCAUACAAAUUUAAUCAUCGUAUUACAGCUUCAUUUAUUAUUUGUUGGAUGGUAAAGAUUUUUUAAUUCAGACGUGGAUAAAUAAUAUUUCAUUAAACAGACCUUGGAUAUAUCAACAUUGCUUUCUGAUGAACAUUUGUAUUUAUUUUAAAUUCACGAUAAUUUGCAUAGAGCUUAAUUUUACAUUUUUUAGGGGGUUUUGAAAAAUAUUGUACUUUAGAAAAUUUACUAGUUACAUUUUGAUUAAAACUUUUUUUAUGCUAUUAAAUUGGUGUUAUUAAAAUACUACUUUAAUUGUAAUUGUUACAUAAUACAUAAAUAGGAUUUUUAUAGUAUAACUCUAUUAUGAUAACCUGAAACUUAACAUUUUUUUUGUUAACAGAAUAGGUGCAUACUUUUUAAAUUUUUAUAUUACUUUUUGAGAUAUAGAAUUUUGAAAAUUUUAAAAGAAGUUUUAUGUGAUGUCAACAUUGUGCACUUUUGAAUUGAUCUCUGUUUAAUUUAGUAAUUUUCAAUAUUGUUCAAAGAUGUCUUAUUUUAUGUAGUGCUUACUGUAUAUUGUGCUUUGAAUCUUCUGUGUUUCCUAACUUAGCUUAGUAGCAUUUUUGUUAAAUGAGCAAUCGAAUAUGAAACAUGUUUUUUAAGUAGAUAGAGGCAUAUUAUUUUAUUUACUUAUUGUUUCUAUAAAAGUUUAUAGUUUAACAAAGAAAAGCCUAUUGAAUUCGAUAGACUCAUUAACUGAAAGAUUUAUUC
Messenger RNA from Argiope bruennichi, 5472 nucleotides. RefSeq names its product AMP deaminase 2-like. Gene Ontology annotation, cellular component: cytosol. The record is from RefSeq and is a predicted model, not a curated record. Gene Ontology annotation, biological process: AMP metabolic process; IMP salvage. The transcript has 19 exons. Gene Ontology annotation, molecular function: AMP deaminase activity. NCBI's taxonomy places the organism in Eukaryota, Metazoa, Arthropoda, Arachnida, Araneae, Araneidae. Bases 98 to 2464 code for a protein of 788 amino acids.